This is a messenger RNA of Cheilinus undulatus (humphead wrasse), 1360 nucleotides long. RefSeq names its product zona pellucida sperm-binding protein 3-like. Gene Ontology annotation, molecular function: acrosin binding. The transcript is spliced from 9 exons. Lineage: Eukaryota; Metazoa; Chordata; Actinopteri; Labriformes; Labridae. The record is from RefSeq and is a predicted model, not a curated record. Gene Ontology annotation, biological process: positive regulation of acrosome reaction; egg coat formation; binding of sperm to zona pellucida. Bases 72 to 1208 code for a protein of 378 amino acids. Gene Ontology annotation, cellular component: extracellular matrix.
UCAACGCACCUGACAGCAAUUGGUUUCCCGCUGGUUAAUACUCUGCUAGCUUGUAGUUUUUCCUCAAAAUUAUGCCGAAGCUGGUCAAAAAUACAGUUUCCACGAACCUCUUCGCGGUGGUUCUGCUUUAUGUGGGAUGUAGUGCAAAAACUUCAGACCUUCUUAAAGUGAAAUGCGGAGAAGUCGAGAUGACGAUAACCGUUAACCGACUGUUUUUCGAGGAGAGAAAUGUUCCGUUUAAGCCCGAGUAUCUUCGACUUGGAGCAAACUCAUCAAAACUGAAUUUCUGUGGACCAGAGGCACAAAUGUCAGAGUCAGAAAUGGUCAUAACUGCUGGAUUACAAGAAUGUGGGGCCCAGUCCAGUGUUCAUGGUGAUUGGCUUGUCUUUACCAACCAGCUUGUGCUGUUUCCUGCCUUGGUUUCCACCAAUAUAGGAGGUCUUUUAGUAAGAGUUGUCAUACCUUUUGAGUGCCAUUAUAAAAGAAAGUGGACCGUGAGUGGAGAACCAUUAACCCCAACCUGGCAACCCAUGACAUCAACAAUUAGUGCAUUUGGCCUCUUGCACUUCUCCCUUCGUACAAUGAAAGAUGGCUGUUCCUCCAUACAUAGUUCCUCAGUGUAUCAACAAGGGGAGACUCUAUUUUUGGAGGCUAGUAUUGAAGCCCCGCUGCACCCUCCUCUUACUCUUUAUGUUGACUACUGUGUUGCUACAUUGAAACCUGAUCCUCUCUCCAUGCCAAGCUACAAGUUCAUCUCCAAGCAUGGAUGUCUUAUGGACAGUAUGCUGCCAGGCUCGUCAUCAAAAUUCUUCCCCCGGAAGCAGGAUAACAGAAUAUGCUUCAGUGUCCACGCUUUCCAAUUUAACAAGGAGUCUGUGAACCAGAUGUUCAUCAGCUGUCACCUAAGGGCAACUCUCAAACAAAUCCCACGCAGCUAUCGUGAUAAAGCAUGCUUCUUUCAAAAACCCACUUUCAGGUGGAGCUCAACAGAGGGAGACAAUGCUUUGUGUGAGUGCUGUGACUCUGACGACUGCUUUAGUCACUCUGAAGAAAUCCACACCACUGCUGGUGACAGACCUAAGGCAGAUGCAGAGAGGAGGCAGGAGGCAGAUGCAACAGUCGGGCCAAUUCACAUCCUUUCACGGUCCCACUGGACUGGGAGUUUGUUGGUCAACCACCAGGGGACCCAUCACCAACCAAACAAAUAGGUCACUGGAUGUCUUUACCAGCUGCUCAUGUUUGCAUCUGCUGUUAUUUUUAUACUCCUAUUCUACACAAGCAUACUUGGGGACUACUACUACUACUACUACUACUACUUUAUCAUAUAUUUGUAAUCCUAGAUUAUUCCUACCCUGUUAAU